Messenger RNA from Rodentolepis nana, 1782 nucleotides. NCBI's taxonomy places the organism in Eukaryota, Metazoa, Platyhelminthes, Cestoda, Cyclophyllidea, Hymenolepididae. The record is from the annotation of a GenBank genome assembly.
AUGUCAACAUUUCUGCACUAUUUGAAUACACUAAGAUGUUACCGUUCGCUUAUUUAUUUUAGCGCUCUAAAGAAAAAACUAAAAGCUGCUGAACGUGAGAAGAAAAAGGCCGAAUCGGCAAUGAAGCAAGUUGUUCAUAACCACGGAACUGGUAAUGCGAAAGAGGAAGAGCUUGACGAUCAACAAUACUAUGAAAUGCGUCUGGCCUCCAUUCGCAAAUUGAAGGAGGACGGUGCAAUUAACCCCUAUCCGCACAAAUUCUCGGCUUCAAUCAGCGUUCCGGAAUUCAGAAAGAAAUAUGAUCAUCUGGAGAAUGGUCAACAUCUUAAUGAUGUCGAAGUUAGCAUUGCUGGUCGACUUUAUUCGAAACGAUCUUCUGGUUCUAAACUCAUUUUCUACGAUUUGUUUUCCGAUAUGGCCAAAGUUCAAGUCAUGUUUACUCUUAAAGAAUAUCAUGAUGAGAAAGAAUUUUAUGAAAUGGGAAAAAUUAUCCAUCGUGGCGAUAUUGUUGGUAUUGUUGGGAAGCCAUGCAAAUCAAAGCUCGGAGAACUUUCCAUUCUGCCAAUGAGGAUCGUUCUUCUUGCGCCCUGCUUGCAGCAAUUGCCCCACAGUCAUUUUGGACUUAAAGACAAGGAAACUCGCUAUAGACAGCGCCACUUAGAUCUAAUUAUGAAUAAAGAUGUUAUGGAUCGUUUCUAUAAUCGAUUCAAGAUUUGCAAAUAUCUUGAGAGCUAUUUGGAUUCACAAGGUUUCUUAGGUGUUGAGACUCCGAUUUUGACUGUUUUACCUGGUGGUGCAGCAGCCAAACCUUUUAUUACUUAUCAUAACGAUUUGAAAAUGGAUCUCUAUCUUCGUAUCGCACCAGAGCUUUACCUUAAACAGCUAGUAGUUGGUGGUAUCAAUCGUGUUUAUGAAAAGGGAAAGCUCUUCCGCAAUGAGGGUAUAGAUCUUACUCACAAUCCUGAGUUUACCUCCUGUGAGUUCUACAUGGCCUAUGCAGAUUACAAUGAUCUCAUUCAUAUGACUGAAGAAUUGCUUUCCGGUAUGGUGAAAAUGCUGUUCGGUUCUUACAAGUUCACCUAUCAGCCAGAACCUGAUAUGGAACCAGUUGAGGUUGAUUUCACACCUCCUUUCAAGCAAAUCGAUUUAUACGAAGGAUUAAAAGAGCACUAUCCCGGUGUAGAGUUUCCUGAUCCCACAGAACUUCAUACUGAGGAGGCUCGAUUAAAACUGGUCGAGAUUGCUGACAAAUUCAACGUACAGUGUGGUGAGCCCAAGACUGCUGCAAGACUUCUUGAUAAACUUGUUGGUGAACGAAUUGAGCCUACUUGUAUUAAUCCAACUUUCAUUAUGAAUCAUCCUGAAGUUAUGAGCCCUCUUGCUAAAUGGCAUCGUUCUCGCCCUGGUCUCACUGAACGUUUUGAGAUGUUCUGUCUCACCAAGGAGUUGGUCAAUGCCUACACCGAGUUGAAUGAUCCCGAAGUUCAAAAGCAACGAUUUGAGGAACAGGCUAGAGAUAAGGCUGCUGGAGAUGAAGAGGCCAUGGCUAUUGAUGAAGGUUUCAUCCAAGCUCUCUCUUACGGUCUUCCCCCAACUGCUGGAUGGGGUCUAGGUAUUGAUCGACUGGUUAUGUUUCUAACGAACACAAACAACAUAAGGGAGGUUAUUUUCUUUCCAACUAUGAAACCAGAAGAGGGCGUGACGGUUGCUCCUGGUAUUUCAGCAAUACCUGGUACCGCAGUUGCUCCACCUGAUACUGAUACGACUGCUUCUGCCUCAUAA